AUGAAGGAGCUGUAUACUCAGAUGACGAGUAUAUAUGCCCAGUUUGCUAGACCCCUAGAGGAAUACAAGUGGUCUUUGAACGGUAGUAGCAAUUCUAAGCCUCUAGAUAGCGAUUGUGAUUACCCUAAACAACUUGAAAUUAUUAAAAAAUUUAUAAAGAUAAUUACCUGGCAAUCGUCUCAGGCUCUGUCAUUUGGCAAUGACUGGGAUUUAGAGGCUAAACUUUGGAGGCUAGUAGAUGAUCUUUACUACUUCAACGUGUGUGAAUGCGAUGAGGAACUUAUUGGCAUGAAUAAGGAAAUAGAGGAAUUGUCUAUUAUCUUACAAUGGUUGCGGAUGAACUCAAAAGUAGAUUCAGAUAGCUACUUGGAUGACUGUGAAGAGGACAAUUCAAUGUAUAGCAGUAAAUGGGAGAAAACUAGGAGUUUUGCCGAGAGGUCGAGGUUGGGGAGAUUGUUAGCGAGGAGGGGAAACGAAAACGAAAACGAAAACGAAAAAGAUGCAGUCGACGACGAUUUGGUUAACGAAAUCGAUAUAGAUGCUCCUCUUCGAAACAAAAAGAAAAUAGACAAGGAAGAUUUGAAGGUUGACGAGAGGAAUUUUGAAGCUAUUUAUAAACGGAUUCUUUUAGGAGAUUACGAUCUUGCCAUUGCGACUGCGAAUGAAACUGGGAACCAUGAAUUGGCCAUCAUUUUAACAGGUGCAACAGAUAAAGGAUCAAAAUUUGAUAGAGCACUUUGGACUAAAUUAGUUUACAAAUUAUCGAAUAACAGUCAAUUGCAAUAUUAUGAGAGAUUGAUUUACACUUACUUGAGUGGGGGUGAUAUUAGUGAGAAUUUGAAAUUAGCAUCCAAUUCGUACGACUACUAUAUGAACAUCUUGGUUCAUCAGCUAUUGUGUUGCAAAUUGACCAAAACGAGCAAAUCCAAUGCGUUUUCGGAAAUCACUUUACCAAGACCUCAAGCUCAAUCGAUGAAGGAUAUUUUGAAUGUGGUCGCCAACUCGUCGGGUACCGGAGCAUCUGAGCAAAGCCGUCAUCCACUACGGAUAAUUGCAGGUUCUGUUAUGAUUGAAGAACUAAACUCUAUUAUAAGCACUCUCAAUGAGUCUACGGACGACAAUAUACUAAGAAUAGUAACACACUUGGCAAUAAUUUCAGCAUUGUUGAAACCUAUUGAAAACCCCAUGCAGUUUAGCUCCUUGAUCACACUUUAUGUUUCCAAAUUAGCUGAGAAUAAUGAAUCAGAUCUAAUACCACUAUACCUAUCUUUUAUUCCCGACGAAAAAGACGCUCGAGAAACUUAUUCAUUAAUACUCUCGAAAAUAACCGAUAAGGACGAAAGAGUAAAACAGUUGGAAAUUGCAAAGAGGAUAGCACAACCCGCGGUGGUGGACGAUGAAGACUUGAUUGCGGUUGACGAUGUAGAGCGUGACAAGCUUGUAAAUGUACUAAGACGAACGGUAGAACGGGUCAUGAAUGAAACCGAGCCAUAUUACAAACAGGAAAAUGGUCCAAUUACUUUGUUUGACGAUGAGCUGGCAAAAAUUGAUGAUGUAGAUUUCAAACUAUGCAGUGCAGUUGAAUGGUUUUACGAGAAUCUUAUGUUUGAAGAUGCCAUAAGUGCCACCUUGGUUGUGCUUCGCCGGUUCUUAAUGGUGGGAAAGUUACAGAGUUUGAAAAAAUUUGCACAAGGUAAAAAUUUCAAAAACUUGAUUUCUGAGUAUAAUUUGAAAAGUCUUGGUAAGAAAGAAGGCGAUAUUGAAAUAAGUGAGGAUCAAAAAAGUGAGCUUCUCAGCUAUCAAAAUCUCAUUGAAGGAUUAGAAUUGAUUAGUGAUUGGAAAAAAUUCAACCUUGAAAUUGGUGGAAAUCCAUAUAAGGGUCCCAAUGUAGAGGCCUCGUUAAGGAAAACAACUCAAGUCUUGAACAAUCUUUUAAGCAAUUGGUUAAUAGAUUUACAAAGAAUAGAUCCAUUGUUGAAGGAGUUUAGAGCAAUGUAUGUACCAUACAUCAUUAUUGAGUUAAUUUCAAUUUAUCAAAAUGCUAGAGUUCUGGAUUGGAAGUAUGUUAAAAUGGCCUACGAUUUGAUUAAUUCUGUUGCUGAUGAAUCAGCCAAUGACUUUUUACACUGCUUCACUGUAACAGGGAGAUUACAAGAAUUUCUAGCCAAAGUUGGAGAAUUAGCAAUCGUUGCUUGUGAGAAGGGAAUUGAUGGUCUAUACUGUUUAUAG
Molecule: messenger RNA, 2229 nt
Organism: Lodderomyces oxycetoniae
Lineage: Eukaryota; Fungi; Ascomycota; Pichiomycetes; Serinales; Debaryomycetaceae
Gene: NUP84
Product: Nup84p
Exons: 1
Coding region: 1-2229 (742 amino acids)
Biological process (GO): mRNA export from nucleus; post-transcriptional tethering of RNA polymerase II gene DNA at nuclear periphery; protein import into nucleus
Cellular component (GO): nuclear pore outer ring; nuclear pore
Molecular function (GO): structural constituent of nuclear pore
Source: RefSeq, a predicted model, not a curated record